This is a messenger RNA of Chelmon rostratus (copperband butterflyfish), 708 nucleotides long. Its product is annotated as tripartite motif-containing protein 16-like. NCBI's taxonomy places the organism in Eukaryota, Metazoa, Chordata, Actinopteri, Chaetodontiformes, Chaetodontidae. The transcript has 5 exons. Gene Ontology annotation, molecular function: protein binding. The coding region runs from base 1 to 708 and encodes 235 amino acids. The record is from RefSeq and is a predicted model, not a curated record.
AUGCCAACUAGACCCAGUUCUGCAAUAAUCCUGUCAGAAACCAACAAACAAGGGAAGAAAGUUAAACCCAGGAAGAAUGAGAAGACAAAUGCAGAAAAAGUUCCUGUUUAUGUACCAAACAUCCCAGAGCCAACACGCAGAGCUGAGCUGAUGAAGUACUGGAUGAAUUUGUGUUUGGACGAUAAGACUGCCAACAAGAUGUUGUGGAUUUCUGACAGCGGCUCUAAGGUGUGCCGUAGAACUGAGGAGGUUUGUCCUGUUCUGGAUAGACCAGAGAGAUAUGAGUACUCUCCACAGGUGGUGUGCAAAGAGGCUAUUUGGAACAUGAGGGCUUACUGGGAGGUGGAGUAUUCGGGGUGGGUGGUGAUUGGUGCCGCAUAUGAAGGAGCAGGACGGAGGGCUCAUUCUGGGCCGAGCGGCCUUGGAGAAAAUGAGGAGUCCUGGGGUCUGUGUUGGUCGGGAACAUACUACCAGAUCUGGUUCAACGGUAUAAACAAAGACAUAAAGGAUGUCCCUUAUUGCUCCACCAUUGGAGUUUACAUCGACCAGCCUGCAGGGAUUAUAAGCUUUUAUACUGUAACUGGCGAGGGGGCAGAGCGGGAGGUUAAACUGCUGCAUAAAGUUAAGACUUGUAUCGACAAAAAGAUCCUUCCAGGUUUCUGGAUGGGAAUCCAGUCCUCAUGCUCAAUAAUAAAGAGGCCAGAAUGA